Messenger RNA from Mugil cephalus (flathead mullet), 1378 nucleotides. It is a transcript of the gene urod, whose product is annotated as uroporphyrinogen decarboxylase. The coding region runs from base 155 to 1261 and encodes 368 amino acids. The transcript is spliced from 10 exons. Lineage: Eukaryota; Metazoa; Chordata; Actinopteri; Mugiliformes; Mugilidae. Gene Ontology annotation, molecular function: uroporphyrinogen decarboxylase activity. Gene Ontology annotation, biological process: heme biosynthetic process. The record is from RefSeq and is a predicted model, not a curated record. Gene Ontology annotation, cellular component: cytosol.
GGUCUGGUCACGUGAUCUUCCAAGAUGGCCGCGCCCUGGUUCGUAACGGCCGUCAGAGUUGGUCUCGGCGAACUAGUUUAAAUGACUGCUGACAUCUUCAGACAGAAGCAGUAGAGUUUAUGAGUAAGCCUGUCGCCUGCUUACUCCUGCAGACAUGAGCAACAACGAUUUAAUCCUCCCCAAAGACUUUCCACAACUAAAGAAUGAUACAUUCCUGCGAGCGGCGCGAGGAGAAGAAACUGAACACGUCCCAGUCUGGUGUAUGAGACAGGCUGGAAGAUACCUCCCAGAGUUCCGUGAGUCCAGAGCGGGGAAGGACUUCUUUGAGACAUGCCGGUCACCGGAGGCCUGCUGCGAGCUCACUCUGCAGCCUCUGAGACGCUUCCCCUUCGAUGCUGCCAUCAUUUUCUGUGACAUCUUGGUCGUCCCGCAGGCCAUGGGUAUGGAUGUCCAGAUGGUGCCAGGUAAGGGUCCCACAUUCCCAGACCCUCUGAAGGAGCCAGAGGACCUGCAGCGGCUGCGGGUCAAAGUGGACGUGGACAAGGAGCUGGGCUACGUCUUCAGAGCCAUCACUCUGACCAGACACAAGAUCGAGGGCAAAGUGCCUCUGAUAGGAUUCACCGGCGCCCCGUGGACACUCAUGUCCUACAUGAUAGAAGGCGGCGGCUCCAACACCCACUCUAAGGCGAAGCGUUGGUUGUAUCGGCACCCCGAGGCCAGCCACAUGCUGCUGCGGAUGCUGACAGAUGUGAUCGUGGAGUAUCUGCUGGGGCAGGUGGCAGCUGGAGCUCAGGCUCUGCAGGUGUUUGAGUCCCAUGCUGGCAUCCUGGGACCCGUAGAGUUUAAAGAGUUCUCCCUGCCUUACCUCCGAGACAUCGCCCGCCGCGUCAAAGAUAAACUCAAGGAGUCCGGAAAGGAUGUUCCCAUGAUUGCGUUUGCAAAAGAUGCUCACUACGGUCUGGAAGAUCUGUCGCAGUCUCAUUAUGAGGUGGUUGGGCUGGACUGGACCAUUGACCCACGAUCAGCACGGGAGCGCACAGGAGGGAAGGUCAGCCUGCAGGGAAACAUGGACCCUUGUGCUCUGUACGCUCCAAAGGAACGUAUUUCAGAUAUCGUGAAGACUAUGUUGGAGGGCUUUGGUGUCAGGGGUUACAUCGCCAACCUCGGCCACGGCCUCUACCCCGACAUGGACCCGGAGAACGUGGGCGCCUUCGUAGAGGCUGUGCACAAACACUCUAAACAGAUGAUCAAGCAAAUGUAGAGAAAUAUGUGCCUCAUGAGCAAGUGUGUGUCAACCAACCAAAAGAGCCUGAUGACGGUGAUGGGAAAGAAAAGUACAAUAAUGCACUAUUUUAUUAAAAACUGUUUAAAGCAAUAA